CCCACCACACUUCUCAGUUCUCAGUAUGCCCCGGCCCCGUCACUAGAAGUCAACGGCCGUUCAGUUCCUUCCCCGCUCCGUCCUUCGGCAUGCUUCUACUCAGCCCCUCGCCGCCCUUCUACUCAGCCCCUCGCCGCCGUCUACCGCCGCAGCGGUAACGGUCCCCCGCCGUGUCCUCCUUACUCCCUACAACCGCCUCAAGGCUACGCCCACCCCACCGCGCCUCGCCUGCCUCCGCCUUCGGCCCGCCACCCCGCUCCGCGGCAUUUCGUCGAGGACCGCGUGCCGCGCGGCCGCUGCCGAUGCCGAUGCCGAUGCAGUGCCCUCCCAAGCUCCUGGAGGCGAUGGUGGCGUGCGUGGCGCAAUGGUGCGCAUUGGGGAGGCUCUAUCGCUUGGGUUCCCGGUGUGGGUGGCAUCAGCCUGCGCCCUCGCGCUGUGGCGGCCGCCGGCCUUCCUCUGGGUCGGGCCCACCGCGCAGAUGCUUGGCCUCUCCUUCACAAUGCUUGGAAUGGGAAUGACGUUGACUUUGGAUGACCUCAAAACCACAUUAUUGAUGCCCAAGGAGUUGGCUGCUGGAUUUAUACUGCAAUACACGGUGAUGCCACUGUCUGGAUUUUUUGUGAGCAAACUGUUGAAAUUGCCGUCCCAUUAUGCCGCUGGACUAAUUUUAGUGGCCUGUUGCCCUGGAGGCACAGCGAGCAACAUCGUGACCUAUUUAGCAAGGGCAAAUGUUGCUCUUUCAGUUCUGAUGACAGCAGCAAGCACUUUUGCUGCAGCGUUCAUGACCCCUCUCCUGACGUCCAAACUCGCUGGGCAGUAUGUCGCAGUAGAUCCAAUGGGACUGUUCGUGUCCACAUCUCAGGUCGUCCUGGCACCUGUCCUUCUGGGUGCUCUGCUUAAUCAGUACUGCAAUGGUCUGGUCCAACUGGUGUCCCCGUUGAUGCCCUUCAUUGCGGUAGCAGCAGUAGCCGUCCUCUGUGGCAAUGCUAUUGCGCAGAAUGCUUCGGCAGUCCUGGCAUCUGGCUCGCAGGUGGUCUUGUCUGUCGGUUGCUUGCAUGCAUCUGGCUUUUUCUUCGGCUACGUUCUCUCAAGAGUACUUGGCAUCGAUACCUCCUCCGCGAGAACAAUCUCUAUUGAGGUUGGUAUGCAGAACUCAGUGUUGGGCCUUGUCCUUGCAAACAAGCACUUGGGCAACCCUCUCACGGCUGUUCCGUGUGCUGUUUCGAGCAUCUGCCACUCGGUCUACGGUAGCAUUUUGGCUGGGAUCUGGAGGUCUAUGCCAAACAAGGACAAGGGAGAAUGAUGCGAUGAUCAAUUCAACCAUCAGAAUUCUUUGUUCUCCAACGAUGAAAGAUUUUACCCGUGAGAAUAAACACCGCAGAGUGGUGAGCGCUAUAUAAAAGCACUGGGCUUGCACUGUUGUUAGUGGUUCAUUUGCUUUCUUAGAUUCGGAUAGUACAGUUGGUGGAUCCAUGAUUGAUGUGGAUACAUAUACCAUGUUGCCAUGGCAGCCUGUUUAUCACACAUUCACUUCAACUAGAACAUUGCGGCGCCCUCACGGGCGCCCUACCAAGACUCACUCUUUUAUGCAAGAAACAACGACCAAUAAAACAAAGGCCUAA
This is a messenger RNA of Zea mays, 1622 nucleotides long. Its product is annotated as Bile Acid Sodium Symporter1. Bases 365 to 1303 code for a protein of 312 amino acids. NCBI's taxonomy places the organism in Eukaryota, Viridiplantae, Streptophyta, Magnoliopsida, Poales, Poaceae. Gene Ontology annotation, cellular component: membrane. The record is from RefSeq and is a predicted model, not a curated record. The transcript has 8 exons.